This is a messenger RNA of Komagataella phaffii GS115, 1275 nucleotides long. RefSeq names its product Cytochrome c lysine methyltransferase, trimethylates residue 72 of apo-cytochrome c (Cyc1p). The record is from RefSeq and is a predicted model, not a curated record. The transcript has a single exon. NCBI's taxonomy places the organism in Eukaryota, Fungi, Ascomycota, Pichiomycetes, Pichiales, Pichiaceae. Bases 1 to 1275 code for a protein of 424 amino acids.
AUGGGGGAAAUGGAGUUAUCGUUGGACGUGGAGUAUCCAAACAACUUAGUGGAGAUUGGCCAAUCGUCGAUUGAUGGUGGAGGCUCGGGAAUAUUCGUGAAUCUGGAAAAAUUACGUCAAUUACCUCCGUCAAAGACGUAUAGUCUCAUCGUUGUAAAGAGAUCAUCCACCAUUUCAUUGGAGGAAUGCCAAAGGGUUCUCCAAUCACUAUCAGAAACCUCCAAGUCUAGUGAAAUAAUUCGCCAUUGCCUUCUUUUUGUUCACCAGCAUCUCGGCGAUCAGCUCACAGAAACCUUGAUCGUCUUUUUUUACGUUGUAGGAUACCAUUGUAUCAUUGAGCUCGGACUGGAUGUCCCUCAAAUUAGCAAGUUCAAGUCUUAUCUGCAGGUUCUACUGAACACUGAAGUUAAUUCCAUCCAGAAAGAUUCGUUGGAGGAGUUAAAUGCUAUCGAGCCAUACAUGUCGAGAGAUUUUUUGUUUCAAGUAAAUUUAAAAGCAUUGAAAAGUGACUAUGCUAUUUAUGAACUUUUCAUUGAAUCUGUUGAAAAGUAUGGUAUCACCCAAGACAAGCUGUCUAUAGAACAAUUUCUCCAAUUCAAAGCUGCUGUUAAAUCUAGGACCUUGGAAAUUCCCGGGAAAGUUUUAGAUGACGAUCAAUUUUCAAUCUCAAUUACUAUGGUUCCCAUACUGGACUAUAUCAACCACAGCAACAGUUUAACUAACUCAUUCUUCGAUGUCAACGAAGACAACGAUAUUGUUUUGAAAUUUGAGUACUCUUCCGAGGCUUUUGAUGGUCAAUCAAGCCAAGAAUUGUUCAUCUCUUACUUGCCGUUAGAGGAUGUUGGAAAAUUGUUUUUCAAUAGUGGAUUCAUCCCCACCGAUGACGGUUAUAAGAUAAUUCAAUUUCCUAUCAACGAGAUAGAUCGCCAACUUUUGAUCGAAAACGAACUGCCAACCUCCUACAUUUUUCUUCUACAAAUCAAGGAUAACGAAAUAGUACAAGUAACCUUUCCUUUUGAUCAUCUGAUGAAAGAAGUCACCAACUCCGAUCUAACCACUUAUCAUGCUAUUGUCGCUCAAGAUUGUACCAAAGCAUUGGAGAAACUUCCCUCUAAUGUCAAGGGAAACAUCUCUGCUUACGUUUCAUUCAUACGCAAGGUUCUUCAAUUUGUAUCCAGGCAGAAACCAGAAACUUUCAGCCAAUUCACAGGUCCUAGAGAUGAAUCGCUAAUACAAGAGCUAUGCUCCUUGAUAUGGCCAUCGACCAAUAUAUAA